CCUUUCUUUCCCUUUUUCCCACUACUACUCUUUCUUUCCUUCCACAACAAAAGCUGCACCUCAUCGACCGAAAGCUAAAGACCAAGACCCAGAAGCAUCAACAACACUCAACACCCAAACCUGAUCUCCAUUUCCCUCUCCCUCUCUCUCUCUCUCUCUUGGUUUCCAAUUACAUGAUUACUCUAGAAGAAGCCCACAGCACAGUGACUUCAUCUUCUAGCUAGGUUCAUCACAUAAAAAGAAGAAGCGAAAAAGCUAAAGAUUGGAAUCACUACUUUUCCUUCUAGCUAGCUAGUACUAUAGUUACCCACCACUAAACAAACUAUGUUCCCCAACUUAUCCUCAUCUUCCCCUCCCUCCUCCUUAGAAAAUGAAACCGCCACCGCCGCCACCAACAAGCGCAAGCGCCGCCCCGCCGGCACUCCAGAUCCAGAUGCGGAGGUGGUGUCGCUGUCGGCGCGGACGCUGAUGGAGUCGGACAGGUACGUGUGCGAGAUCUGCAACCAAGGGUUCCAGCGGGAGCAGAACCUGCAGAUGCACCGCAGCGCGGACGCUGAUGGAGUCAGACGAGGGAGUUCCAUUGCUUGUAGACGGGUUUGGAUCGGAAGGCGGAUUUUGUGUCCGGUAGACGAAUGAGGAGUUCAAUCAGGAUGUGUAAUUUUUUUUCAUUUUUUAUAAAUUUUUUUUAUAAUGAUGUGUAAUUUCCAAAAAUUUAAUUUUUAUUUUUUAAUUAUUUUUUAUUUGCCACGUCACACAUUUAACGGUCAACUGUCAGAAUUGACCGCCACGUCAGUCAAAGUUAACGGAGGUUAACGGAGAGUGACC
Linum tenue is the source of this 825-nucleotide messenger RNA. NCBI's taxonomy places the organism in Eukaryota, Viridiplantae, Streptophyta, Magnoliopsida, Malpighiales, Linaceae. The record is from the annotation of a GenBank genome assembly.